Molecule: messenger RNA, 1723 nt
Organism: Microdochium trichocladiopsis
Lineage: Eukaryota; Fungi; Ascomycota; Sordariomycetes; Xylariales; Microdochiaceae
Exons: 5
Coding region: 411-1487 (358 amino acids)
Biological process (GO): mycotoxin biosynthetic process
Source: RefSeq, a predicted model, not a curated record
UGCUGCUCUUCUCCUCUUCUCUCCCCGCGCCAGCGUGGGUAUUAUUGGCAACAACUACGAAAUUACUACUGGGCGGAUCCUCUAGCUCGUGUCCAGCGGCUGCCCCUCCCACGCCCGGUAGGGUGACACACCACCCCUGUUGGAGCGACCUUGUUGUCUCGGUCUUAGACUUCGCGUAGACGGAUCCAGCCUGGUCCUCUGGCAGAAGCGCCAUGCCCAUUCUCAACCACUGCAACCGGGCUGUGGCUUCGCGCCCUCGCUCAACACUUUGGACCUCGGGCUCACUCUUGACUCUCUCUUCUCUACAAACAGUCUCUUCCCAAUCGCCCAGCAAACUAGCGUUCCGGCAGCCCGAGCUUACCCUUUUCCUUCUCUUCCAUCGAUCUGUUGCAAGUCGGUAGCUGCCCAUCAUGAACAGGAACAAGGAGGAGGAGCAGACCGUGCCUCUCACCAACGGGGCCGACGAUGAUCUCGACUCAGAGUAUGGCUCACAGUCGUCGUCAACACCUUUCAACGGACGACGUGCCCACAAGAGGCGCAGCACAUGCAGGACAUACUGUUGCACCGUCAUUGGUUACGCUGUCUUUGCCACCAUCUUCAUCUUCAUCGGCGCCCAGAUCACACGCCACAAUCUCGACCUCGACCGCCGUUGCUCCAGAUACACAACCAAGCACUCACCCCUCGUGGACCAUGUCGCCAUCAAGUACACCGACCAGAAGUUCAAUGGCACCUUUAUGAAGGAAGACAUCUACCGGCAGCCUGCCUCGCCCGAAGUCGAUGAAGCAUGGACUGCACUUGGCGUAGACGCACGUCCAGGCAUCAUCUCGAAAGCGGAGGGCUUCGCGAGCGGUCUCGGACCGGGCCAUGUGCAAGUCUCUGAAAAAUAUGGCGGCGGCUUCAUCGUCAAUGUCGAGGCAAUGCACCAUCUUCACUGCCUGAAUCUUCUCCGGCAGUCAUUGUACUUCAACUACCCUUACUACAAGAAGCUGGGCCAGGGUGCAUUCGUAAACGGCGACGAUAUUGUGCAGCUUCAUGUUACGCACUGCCUCGACACUGUCCGCCAAGUGCUCAUGUGUAAUGCCGACACGGGCAUUCUGGGCCAGGUAUGGUCCGUUGCUCAAGGAGGCGGCGAGCACAGCCACCAGCUCGGCCAGCACCCAAGCCACCCUGUUGGGACUGGCAGCCACGCUGAUGGCGGCAGCGAAAGCCACGACGGCGCGGAUGGUGACAAUCACCGAAGCCGCAGUAGUCCCCGUACCAACUCCAGACUCCGCCGUGAUGGCGGCGGGCACGAGAGCCAGGAUGAGGGAGCGGUCGACCACGACGUUAAACCCCAAGCGUUCCCGGACUUCAAGACGGUGCACAAGUGCAAGAACUUUGACGCAAUCCGGGAAUACGCACUCGCCAUCCAGGCCCCUGACCAAGCGGUUCCACCCGACUUUUUCGUUCCCGCGGAUCCUGAUUACAUCGUCAUGGGCACGCCAUGAGUGCAACAGCCUGUGUUUGUGUGGGCCGUUAAUUUCAGCGAGCCAUCAGGUUCUUGUGGUCGGCUAUGCUUCCGUUGGUUAUCAUGUACGAGUAAACUACAAUAAUUUAAUGAAAUAAAGAAAUACAUAUGAACCAAAGUUGGUCGGCUUUCCUGGCUCUCUUCUCCAAAGCGUCUCUGUAUGCAAGAAGAUUCCCUUACCCAUCGUACGGAUUGGCCAAGUUGCUUGGACGGAGG